CGUGUCACGUGCAGAUUCGGGGGUCACGUGUAGGUGACGUCACGGUCACGUGCCCCCGCCAUGCUGUCGCGGCUGCUGAAGGAGCAUCAGGCCCGGCAGAGCGAGCGGCGCGAGCUGCAGGAGCGGCGCCGAAGGGACGCGAUCGCGGCCGCCACGCGCCUCACAGAGGCCCUGGUCGAUCACCUCAACGUGGGGGUGGCCCAGGCCUAUGUGAACCAGCGCAAACUGGACCAGGAGGUGAAGACCCUGCAGGUGCAGGCGGCCCAGUUUGCCCGGCAGACGGGGCACUGGAUCUCCAUGGUGGAGAACUUCAACCAGGCCCUCAAGGAGAUCGGUGACGUGGAGAACUGGGCGCGGAGCAUCGAGAUGGACAUGAGGACCAUCGCCACCGCCCUCGAGUACGUCUACAAGGGGCAGCUCCAGCCCUCCUCCUGCUCCUGAGGGACCCCCGGGACCCCCAGCACCGCGGCUGCUCCCGGCACAGGACGGGGGUCCUGCAGCAGCAGCUCCUGGAGCGUCCCCGGGACCCCCCGCCCUGGGAGUGGGUGGAAUAAAGUGUGGGGAGCU
This is a messenger RNA of Lepidothrix coronata (blue-crowned manakin), 567 nucleotides long. It is a transcript of the gene BLOC1S1, whose product is annotated as biogenesis of lysosomal organelles complex 1 subunit 1. The transcript has 4 exons. NCBI's taxonomy places the organism in Eukaryota, Metazoa, Chordata, Aves, Passeriformes, Pipridae. The coding region runs from base 61 to 441 and encodes 126 amino acids. The record is from RefSeq and is a predicted model, not a curated record. Gene Ontology annotation, biological process: endosomal transport. Gene Ontology annotation, cellular component: BLOC-1 complex.